Molecule: messenger RNA, 6330 nt
Organism: Mugil cephalus (flathead mullet)
Lineage: Eukaryota; Metazoa; Chordata; Actinopteri; Mugiliformes; Mugilidae
Gene: pde4d
Product: phosphodiesterase 4D, cAMP-specific
Exons: 15
Coding region: 2330-4492 (720 amino acids)
Biological process (GO): signal transduction
Cellular component (GO): nucleus; perinuclear region of cytoplasm; cytosol
Molecular function (GO): 3',5'-cyclic-AMP phosphodiesterase activity
Source: RefSeq, a predicted model, not a curated record
GCAGACACUGGAGACAGAGAACACACAAAAACACAUACACAAGGCCCAGAGGCCAUAACAUAAGACAUCUAUACUGCAAUCUCAACAUCUUUCUCUCAUGCUGAAGAUGGUCAGACAACAUGCCAUGGAUGAUAUUUACACCGUUCUCGUCAUCUGUCGUGUUUUCGUUUGGGAUUCAUUUGGUUUUCAGAGGAAAGACCGCUGUCUUUUUUCCCAUUUUCCCUUGAGGAAACUGUUCUCUUUUCUCAUUCAUUCCUUGACCACAUGGAAUGUGAACACUGCGGUAAUAGGAUUGGUUUCACCACUUUUGACUCAGCUACGAACGACACAGUUUUGCCAUGCCACACUAAAAGCAUUAGACGUGCCUGUUUAGCUUACUUACUGUAACUCAGUCAUGUGCUUCACACAUGGUCACAACACAAAACCAACUGUCCUGUUGAAGUGAAUUGACCGACGCUGUUUAUGAUCUGGGAGUGAAAAGCUUAAUUUCCAACUAAUAGAUGCAUGUAAAAGCUAAUACGUGGUAUUAUUCACGGUACAGGAUCUUUCGUUACGUCGCCAGAAAAAGCAGUUAGUGGUGAUUAAGUUGUGACUAGUGAGCAAACAUUUUCUCACGUGACACGUGCAUUCAGCUGAUCUGCAUGUGCAUGUACAAGAUAUCACUAAGGCCUCGGUCCCAGCCUGUCCUCAAGUCCGCCUCUUUUCGUCUGUAACGUAAAGUGGCAGUUGUCUCCUGUCUGAUGUCAGUCCAUUGGACCCGACAGCCACUCGUGCUACUCGGUGACGUAGAAAUAUAUUCACCGGCGUUGCAUCCUGCUGUGUUUUUACUCGAAGUCUGACUUGAGAAUCACGCUAUGCGCGAUUUGUUGACAUCUCGCCGUACUUUUUUUCCCUUCCUUUUUGCGUGUGUGUUUUCCACUUGAUUGACUAGUGUCACAUUUGGUUUGAGACCCUCCAGCGUAUGUACAAGCCGCACACAUGACUAACGCUGGCUGACAGACAGCUGACACACCUGUCCGCCUGUCAGAGAGCCCGUGUUAGCUCCUUGGCCGACACCAGCAGCGGUUGGCGCCACCUGAGCUCCAAACUCAAACCUAUUUAGCAGGAGGCAACACGCUCGUGCUCACAUUGUGUUCGCCAGAGACCUGGCGUUUUCAAGGCUUUGUGCGCAGGGUAGAGAACAAAUGUAGGGCAGGCAGGCAGGCGGGCACAAAGGAGGCCUUAAAAGGGUGUCAGAUUUGUUCCAUUUUUAGAGGCUAAGCUCUGCAGAAAAUGGGUGGGCUCCCCUGGGUGUGCAGAACUUAUAAGUAAUACAUAAAUGAGACAAACCACCAACUUCUCAGCCCUGAGAAGAUGAAAUGUUAAAAUGCAGCUUUAUCUAUUUGCACUUCAUUAGAUUGCUCACUAAAUAGUACUUGUCAUUUUUUUUAGAAUGGCUACAAUUCACACUUCUGUUAACUCCCACACAUUUGAUAUUAAAUUUGAAUAGUGCUUCUGCUGAUUCUAUUAGAAACUGUCUGGCAACAAAAGCACUGAAUCUUCCAGCUAGUCGUACAGUAUCUCCACAUUACCGGCAUAGUUAGCUGUAGGUUUUAGGUUUCUCCGGUAGCCCAGUGAUUGACACUUGAGAGGAUUGUUGGGAUUGCUCGGGGAUACAAGUCCCGCCCUUCAAAGAAUUACUACUACCAAAACAACCCCUCCCACUCCAGACGUACCCGAGCUGCGGCUCAGGGAAACAGAGAGACGCACAGUGGGUGAGAGCGAGAGGGAGGGAGGGAGAGAGUUCUGUAACUCAAAGACAGGGACGCAGUCAUAAAAAGACAGAGGUGAGGGGUGGAGGGAGAGAAGGGAACGCGGGGGCGCAGAGGAGAUCUUAUUUCCAGCAGUCAGGGGGAAAAAAAAAAAACAACAGGACUUGAAAGAGAGGAGCGCAGUGAGAAGGAGUAACAGAAUGACUGCACGGCUGCAUUUGGGGAAAGGAAGAUCACAGGCUGAUCUGGCAAGAAAGAUAACUGCAAGUCAAUGAGUGAGAGUGAGAGUGAGAGAGAGAGAGAGCAGGGUAACAGUUUGAGCUCGGUGUGGAGGAGCGUUGUGGAGUACCGUUGGGGUGGCAGGAUUAAUCUGGACUAAACUCAGAACUGGUCUGAAGCAGCUCGGCACACCUGAUCUCUCCACCGGUGUGAGGGACGGGAAGGAAGCACCCGCUGGACGUCUUCAGACCAGGGAGGACUGUAGUGUUCCCACAGCUGAGGCUGGCUGGUGGGUGUGCGAGCAGCUUUAUGUGCACGGUGCCGUCGUUGUGUAUGUGGACGUGAAGGGAAGCCUGGCCAUGAGUAUCAUUCUUAAGCCACGGUCACGCUCCACCAGCUCAUUGAAGAACACAGAGGGAAUAUGCUUCGACGUGGACAAUGGCACGUCAUCGGGUCGAAGCCCCCUGGACCCUAUGGCCAGCCCGGGCUCAGGCCUCAUCCUGCAGGCCAAUUUUGUCCACAGCCAACGGAGAGAGUCGUUCCUCUACCGCUCGGACAGCGACUACGACCUCUCGCCCAAGUCUAUGUCUCGAAACUCCUCCAUUGCCAGUGACAUUCAUGGUGACGAUAUGAUUGUAACGCCAUUUGCACAGGUUCUCGCAAGCUUGAGAACUGUACGAAACAACUUUGGUGCAUUAACUAACCUACAGCAAGACAGAGCAUCCAAUAAGAGAUCACCCAUGUGUAACCCACCGCCUAUCACCAAGACCACUUUCACAGAGGAGGCCUACCAGAAACUGGCCACUGAGACCCUGGAGGAGCUGGACUGGUGCCUGGACCAGCUGGAGACGCUGCAGACAAGACACUCAGUCAGCGAGAUGGCCUCAAACAAGUUCAAAAGGAUGCUGAAUAGGGAGCUGACUCACCUAUCAGAGAUGAGCCGGUCUGGGAACCAGGUGUCUGAGUUCAUCUCCAGCACCUUCCUAGACAAGCAGCAUGAAGUGGAGAUGCCGUCCCCGCAGACGCAGAAGGAGAAGGAGAAGAAGAACAAGCCCAUGUCUCAGAUCAGCGGGGUGAAAAAGCUGCAACACUCCUCCAGCCUCACUAACUCCAACAUCCCUCGCUUCGGAGUAAAGACCGAGACCGAGGAUGAACUCGCUAAGGAGUUGGAGCAUGUAAAUAAAUGGGGCCUUAACGUUUUUAAGAUCUCAGAAUUCUCUGGGAAUCGGCCACUGACAGUGAUGAUGUACACGAUAUUCCAGGAGAGAGAUUUGUUAAAAACUUUUAAAAUUCCACUUGACACCUUUAUAACAUACCUGAUGACCUUAGAAGACCAUUAUCAUGGCGAUGUGGCCUACCACAACAACAUCCAUGCUGCUGACGUCACCCAGUCAACUCACGUGCUGCUAUCUACCCCUGCCCUCGAGGCUGUGUUCACAGACCUUGAGAUCCUGGCUGCCAUCUUUGCCAGCGCAAUUCAUGACGUGGACCAUCCCGGAGUCUCGAACCAGUUCCUCAUCAACACCAAUUCAGAGCUAGCGUUGAUGUACAACGACUCGUCCGUGUUGGAGAACCACCAUCUGGCAGUUGGUUUUAAGCUCCUGCAAGAGGAGAACUGUGACAUCUUCCAAAACUUGACCAAAAAACAAAGACAAUCACUGCGAAAGAUGGUCAUUGACAUCGUGCUAGCAACGGACAUGUCCAAGCACAUGAAUUUACUGGCUGAUCUGAAAACGAUGGUGGAAACCAAGAAGGUGACCAGCUCUGGUGUCUUGCUGCUAGACAACUACUCGGACAGAAUACAGGUUCUCCAGAACAUGGUGCACUGUGCAGACCUGAGCAACCCCACCAAGCCCCUGCAGCUGUACCGGCAGUGGACGGACCGCAUCAUGGAGGAGUUCUUCAGCCAGGGUGACAGAGAAAGGGAGAGGGGCAUGGAGAUCAGUCCCAUGUGUGACAAACACAAUGCCUCAGUAGAAAAAAGCCAGGUUGGAUUCAUAGACUAUAUCGUUCACCCUCUGUGGGAGACGUGGGCCGACCUGGUCCAUCCAGACGCCCAGGACAUCCUGGACACGCUGGAAGACAACAGAGAGUGGUACCAAAGCACCAUCCCCCAGAGCCCCUCCCCUGCAUUGGACGAGCCCGAGGAUGGAACGCGGCCCCCAGGAGGGGACAAGUUCCAGUUCGAGCUCACCCUGGAGGAGGACGGGGAGUCGGACACUGAGAAAGACAGCGGCAGCCAGCCGGAGGAGGAGGAAGAGGAGGAGGAGGAGGAGGAGGAGGAGGACGACGACGAGGAAAACAGCUGCACCGACUCUAAAACACUCUGUACGCAGGACUCUGAAUCAACGGAGAUUCCUUUGGACGAGCAGGUGGGGGAGGACGAUGACGAGGACGAGGUAGAAGAGGGGGAGACGCCCUGCUCGCAACCGUGCGUUGUAGAGGAAGAGGUGGCAGAGGAGGGACAGGAGGAGGAGGAGGAGGAGCAGGAAGAGGAGAAAGAGAAAUCCCCUUCCACAUAGCAGUACAUGGACAGCAUCUGAUUAACUGUUCUUCUUAGUAAUGACAGAUGAUUAUUUAUAGAAUAUUUUUUGGGUUUUGUGAAAUCUGUCUGUGUUUUUUAUACAUCUGUUUAUGGUUCCAAAGCGUGCUCUGCUCUCCACCUUGGCCACCCCUCCUGUCAGCUUCGUUCAGACACGCCCACCGGUACUACUUCAAGUUUUUUUGCACUCAGGAAAACUCCUUUCCAUUCCCAUUCGUACUGAAGUGGUGUGUCUUUAUUUCCCUUUUACACCUCCCCUUUACGAGCUUCAGUUUAGGACGUGGACGAGCAGUUCACAGUGCUGUUCAUACGAUACAUGAAAUCACGUUGUCCUUCUUUCUGCUUCGUCUCAGCCUUGCCUGAAAGUUCGGCGGUGUAUUCUGUGUUUUUUAUUAAGUGCCCAUACUCUACAGAGACAGUUAUCGGGUGUGUUCAAGGAGAGUCUCCCUCUCGGUUAGGUCAUAUCCUCCCCGCUACGUAUUAUGCCGCCAUUCCGCCAAAAAAAAAAACCCUGACGGGACGGCGGGAGAGAUGAAAGCUGCAGCACACUGGGGAGCUUUUUGAGACACAUUUCUGAAGUGGAAGUCUUCCUUGAAAAAACCUGACUGACACAAAGCUCAAAUCUAAACAGCCAUGAUGCUGUCCUUGACCUCUUUAAUUUUUGUAUCGUACUGUAUGUAAGAUUCAGAUAUUUUCUAGAGUUUACUUUUGCAAUCCUAGGCUUUCUUUGGUUAGAUUUGAAGACUAGAGAACUUUUGGGAACCACUGGGGAGAAAUGUGUCACAGAUAUUCAGUGUUUUGAAUGGGUAUCUUUACAGCUGGGUUAUAUUAGGAGUGUUCUGAGCUGUUUGCACUUGCUCCAAUAGCAUUUAUACUACUAUUCCCAUGUCACUAUACUGGCAUUUGGUUAGUUCUGUGGGUUGAAAUCUAUUCAUACAAACUUUUGUUUCUUUUGGUGAGUGUUUUCACUGAGAGGGAGGCAGGGAGCUGGAGUUUUCUGCUUGCCUCUCACUGGAAUCGCGGAUGAAGCCUUUAAAUUUCAUUGUCGUUGCCUGCAGUUCUUUUGAACACAUCCUGAGACAAUGCAAUGCUUUGUAGUUGAUACAAAAAGCACCUUUUUUAGAAGCUUGAUUAGUUCUCCAAAUAUAGAAGAAAAAAAAAUAGUAAUGGUGUAUAAAAAAAAAUGAUUAGGGUGAUUUUAUACCAAUGUUAUGAAAGCUUUUAUUAUCCUUCUUGCCCAUUUUUCUUUCAUGCUCAUACCACCAACAGCCUGCACACCCGCUUGUCUUCAGCCGCUUCAUUUUCUGACGUGCUACAGGAAUUUUUUUUCCCACUCUAAUAACUUGUCAUCACAACAUCAACGCCAGUUCCUGUCUUUGUUUUCAACGAGACAAUCAGCUCCGUUGCGUAGUCAUCAGAUAAAUAUGUCUAGAUACUCUACUGCACUGAUAUAUUCACUGAUCAUCACUUUAUUUAUUUUUAUUUUUAUUUUGUUAUUGUUUUUAAUAAAGAAACUCGCCAAAACACUCGGCCCCGUGCACACGCGCAGGCUCGAGCAUCGUCAACCUGCACCUCGGCCAAGGCUCCUCUUCCUUUUCUUUUUCCCCAUGUUUCUAUCAUUUUUCACCUGAUGCUAUUAUUUAUUGGUAUAUUUUUCUAUUUGUUCAGUCGUUUUGUUUGCAAUAUAAAGGUGGUACAGUAAAUAUUUCACUGUAGCAUAGAUCACAGUACAGGCAGUCCAUUUAUAAUACCCGGAUAUACUUUUGUUUUCCUCUGUGUACAUACAGUAAAAAAAAAAAAAAAAAAAAAAAAAAAAAA